Messenger RNA from Myotis myotis, 2752 nucleotides. It is a transcript of the gene SFT2D3, whose product is annotated as SFT2 domain containing 3. The coding region runs from base 211 to 843 and encodes 210 amino acids. The transcript has a single exon. Gene Ontology annotation, biological process: vesicle-mediated transport. The record is from RefSeq and is a predicted model, not a curated record. Lineage: Eukaryota; Metazoa; Chordata; Mammalia; Chiroptera; Vespertilionidae. Gene Ontology annotation, cellular component: membrane.
AACCGACGGCCAACGCGGACAGGGCGGGCUCCCCGCAGGGCGCCGGCGAGGGUGCCUGCCGGGGGCGGAGCCGCAGCGGAGCGGCCCGUCCCUUUCCGCGCAGCCGCAGGCCCCGCCCCGUCGCCGCCGCCGACCGACUGCAGGCGGAGGGAGAGCCGCUUCCGUCAGCCUCCGACGAGGGCUGGCCGUGGGCGCAGCUCUGGGCCCGAGAUGGCGGGUGUCCACCGCGAGCUGCAGGAGUACCUGGCGCAGGGGAGAGCCGGCGGGGCGGCCGCCGAGCCGCUGCUCGCCGCGGGAACAGCGGAGGAACCCGCGGCGGGGGCGGGGCGGGGCCGCGCGGGCCUGCGCUGGGCGUGGGCGCGGAGCCCGGCGGAGCCGGAGGCGGGCCCGGCGUGCCUGCCGAGCGUAACGCGCGCGCAGCGGCUGGCGGCGGCGGGCGCGUGCCUGCUGCUGGCCGCGCUCUGCUUCGGCCUGGCCGCGCUCUACGCACCCGCGCUGCUGCUGCGCGCCCGCAAGUUCGCGCUGCUCUGGUCGCUGGGCUCGGCGCUGGCGCUGGCGGGAGGCGCGCUCCUGCGGGGCGGCGCGGCGUGCGGGCGUCUGCUGCGCGGCGAAGAGGUGCCGUCGCGGCCCGCGCUGCUCUACGCGGCGGCGCUGGGCGUCACGCUGUACGCGGCGCUGGGCUUACGCAGCACGUGGCUCACGGCGCUGGGCGCCGGCGCGCAGGUGGCCGCGCUGCUGGCUGCGCUGCUGGCGCUGCUCCCGCGAGGCGCCGGCCCCGCGCUCCGCCUGGCGCUCGGGCGGUGGGGCCCGGGCGCCCGCCUCGCCCAGGCGCUGCCCGUGUAGGAGCCGGCGUCGCCGUCGGAGAGCGGGCCGCCCGCCCGCCCGCCAGGCUGUGGACUGGCCGCGCUGAGACGGACGCCAGCGGGUCGGGAGGACCCUCCGCCGCUGCCCGCCGCGGACUGAUGCCCGCGAACAGGACGUGGAGCCGAGCGGACGCGCCGGAGACGCCUGCGAACCGCCUUUGCGCCGAGCGCGGUCCUGCGGCCUCGGCGGGGAAACGCCCCCCGGCCCCGCCGGCCUCGGAACCCGGUGGCGGAUGUCGUGUAGCUGCCAUAGCUUGUCAGUGAUUUACCCUCAUUCUUCAGUGUGAGCGGAUCCAUGAAGGGAUGUAAACUUAGCCACCGGACACUUUUAAGUACUUACGAGGGAUCACGCCGUUUUUUUGUUUUUCUUUUACUGAAGUUGUGAAUGUGCUUUAUGAGGUUUGAGGAAAGCCACGGACCUAACAAUCUGUGUUGCUGCCCGGCCGGCGCGCGCGGUGGCGGCGCCAGGAGGCCACGGUUUGGUCAGGAAACGCUUUAGACGUCGAUUGGAGCGCCACUGACGGCGCGCCCUGCCGGGGAGUCGGCCCUGAAAACACUGAGGACCGGUGUGGAUGCCCAGGCCGGCGGCCGGCCCUACGUGGGCAGGUUCUGCCCCGCGGACCGCGGUCCGCAGGCUGGUGCUCGGAGAGGCCGCUGACGGAACUGAGAAUUCCACAACCAGAGCUCCCAUGUUUGAUGGAAACCGGUCACGUAUAAUCUUAUUUUAUCUGCUUUUGAAGCGAACUGUAGGCCAAUCCUAAUGCAAUGUACGAUGCUUUUCAUAUCUCAUUGAGUUUCCUUUUAGGUUCAGCACGUUUUCUGACUCGAUUGCACACCUGAAUUUAUUGCCAGAAAGUACGGGCCGGGUAUUCUGAUAAGCCCAUAAACGCCAUGUUUUGCCACUAUGUGUCAACUAGAAUGAGAAAUGAAUGUAGGACUUUAAAAGCAUUUCGGCGGUUCUCGGUUGGCAUCAGUUACUUGAAGAGCCUCCCUUCAGAUCACUUCCCUCGACCUCGGCGGCUGUCCGAGAGCCUGUGGUUGCUGUGCCCGAAGGUGCAGGGGAUGCAGAUCGCAAGUUGUUCCCUGGGGCUGGGUUCCUGCUGCCUGAACAGGUGUGGCAGGCGGCAGGCGAGCACGGCCUCUGCGCGGAACUCAACCUCCAUAUUCCUAGGCCCUGCGAAUGCCCCUGCCACAGGAAGUGACUAGUGAUGCACCCACAGGCGGCUCGCAGGCUGCUCCCAGCACCCCCUUCCCAGUGUUCUGUUAAGGUAAUGCCUCUUCCUGGACCGGUAAGCAGGGUUACCUACCUCAAGUGGAAAAACCAAGAGGGUGUUUGUAAAAGCAAAUGCAGUUUCCAGGGAGUGAUUUAUUUUUUUAACUGGAAAAUCUUGUGCUACCUGCCAGUUAAAUCUCUAAUUCUAAAUUUCUCUAGAAUUUUCACUACUGAGAUUUUAUCAUAAUUAGCACAUUUUUAUGAUGUUAUUUGUAAAUAUUGCUUUCCCAACAUUUUCUCAAGAAUUCAACACUGAAAAUCUAGCUUUUAUAAAAGUCAAACCACCAUGUAUUUCAAUAGUGAUGUUUUAAAAUGUAUAUAUGUAUCUCCUAAGUAUUUCAUAAAUAUAUAGUGUAGAGAUUUCACUUUUUUCUAAUUGAAUUCAUACUCAAAAUUUGAUCUGGCCUGGCCGGUGUGACUCAAGUGGUUGAGCACCAACCCAUGAACUAGGUCAAGGUUUGACUCCUCAUCAGGGCACACUGCCCUGGUUGCGGGUUUGAGCCCCAGUGGCGGGUAUGCAGGAGGCAGCAGAUCUAUGAUUCUCAUCAUUGACGUUUCUAUCCCUCUCUCCUUCCUUCCUCUCUCUGAACUCAAUAAAAACUUUUCUUAAAUGUGA